Messenger RNA from Hevea brasiliensis (rubber tree), 548 nucleotides. Its product is annotated as putative lipid-transfer protein DIR1. Gene Ontology annotation, molecular function: fatty acid binding. The transcript is spliced from 2 exons. Bases 38 to 397 code for a protein of 119 amino acids. Gene Ontology annotation, biological process: systemic acquired resistance. NCBI's taxonomy places the organism in Eukaryota, Viridiplantae, Streptophyta, Magnoliopsida, Malpighiales, Euphorbiaceae. The record is from RefSeq and is a predicted model, not a curated record.
GAAUUGUUUGUGCAUCGCACUGAAUUUGAAAUUAGAAAUGGCAGCUCUCUUGAAGUCUCUUUGCUUUCUGAUUUUUCUUGUAAUAAUAGGAAUUGCCAGGUUUAAUCGAGUUGAUGGGGCUGGAGAAUGUGGGAAAUCCAUCACUCCUGACAGAGAAGCUUUCAAGCUGGCACCCUGUGCAUCGGCAGCCCAAGAUGAAAAUGCUGCAGUUUCUGCCCAAUGCUGUGCUCAAGUAAAAAAAAUUGGCCAGAACCCAGCCUGUCUUUGUGCUGUUAUGCUUUCUAAUACAGCUAAGAGUUCGGGAGUCAAUCCAGAAAUUGCAGUCACCAUUCCCAAACGUUGCAACAUUGCUGAUCGUCCUGUGGGCUACAAGUGUGGAGCUUAUACACUGCCUUGAAGAGCAACAUCAGUCGUGUGGUGUUAUGUAGUAAUACUUGCUUCUACGAAUGUGCUGGACUCUGCAACCUGGUAGCUAGUUCUUUCUAGCUAACAAAUAUACUCUACAUCCAGGAUCUGAUAAUAAAAUAUAAUAUUAAUGCUUAAUAUUC